This is a messenger RNA of Taeniopygia guttata (zebra finch), 3280 nucleotides long. Lineage: Eukaryota; Metazoa; Chordata; Aves; Passeriformes; Estrildidae. The record is from RefSeq and is a predicted model, not a curated record.
ACAUGCGGAUCUAGGAGCAGAGGGAAGGCAGGUCAGAGCCGCGGCGCUCACCCCCACCCUGUGCCCAUCCUGCCCUUCCUCCCGGGGGCAAGGGGCAUCUCCCAGCCGGGGCGGCUGCCCGGGGCUCAGCCCUGGCCCCGCACGGAGGGCAGGAGCGGCUGGAGGUGGCUCCCCGCGGUCUCCCAAGGACACCGCUGCCCCGCACGGCCCCGGUGAGAGGCAUCCCAAGGGCAGCGGCGGCGGCAGCGUCCCCGCAGGCCCGCCGGCCCCGGGCUGCGGCGCUGCCCCGUCCCUUGCAGGCGGCUUCCCAAGGGCACCGGUGCCCCGGCCUGCCCGGGGCUCUGCGGCGGGCGGCAUCCCCGGCUCGCCCUUGCCGGAGGAUGGCUGAGCAUCCUCUCGCGGCGCGCCGCUCCCCCGCAGCCCUCGGUACUCACGGCCCUCGCACCGGUACCGGCACCGGCAGGGAGCCGCGGCAGCCGGGCUGGCGGAGGGCCGAGCCGCCGGCUGUUCCCGCAUCGUCCUCCCGCAGCACCGAGCCGGCUCCCUCCGCCGCGGCUCCCCCGGGCGCUCCCGGCUCCCUUCCCGAGGGCUCGGCUCCCGCAUUCCCACUCGCCGGCUCCGCUUCCCGGCACGGAGAAAGUCCCCCCCGCCUGUCCCCCGGCCCCGCUGCGGCGGUACCUGGGCCUGCGGUGCUCCGCAGCGCUCUCCUCACCUUCACCUUCACCUUCACCUGCCGCCUAGCAACCCCGCAUCCCCGCGGCUGGGGACCGCGGCGAGCAUCCUCCGGCCCCGGGCCCCGCUCCCUGCCUGCCUUCCCCGGGAAGGAGCCAGCCGCUUCUGCCCGCCGCUCUCUGCCACAAGAGCACCCGCCUGUCCCGAUCGCAGAAAAAAAUCUCCCCGGAGCUGUUUCGGCGGAGGAAGCUGCGGAGAGGAGCUCGGCGGUGCCGGAGGCUGCAGCAGGACACGCAGGAGCGCUGCUCAGGGAAGCUGCCGCCCGCCCCGGGGGAGACAGGAAUGGAACCUCUGUGCAAGAACAAGACUUCUCCUCCUGCCACGGGUCGCUGAACCACGGGAGAGGAGAGCUCUCAAACCCUGGACCAACAAGCUGCUGCAUCAUGCAAGUCUCUGCUGAGGAAGAGCUCACAAAGGAUCACCUGCUCCCAGUCUCUGUGCUGCUUCCACCACCUCAGCUUCAGUGUCCCUCGAGGGGCUCAGUCCUUGUCCCGCUGCAAGACCCCAUUAGCAUUUUAAUGGUCCCACACAGCACCUCACAGGUGACCCAGAAACACCAUCCUGGCACGUCUCUGCCCCAAAAGCGUCCAGCAUUUGGGGCAUGAAUCCACACAAAGGAGCUCCCCUUCUGAGCAGGCAGUUCCUCCUGGCUGUGUGGGGACAGAACCCACAUGGGGCAAAGCCCCACACCAAGGCAGGGAGUGCAGCUGUGGCUGUGGGCUGCCUGCUCGUGGAACAUCCGCAGUCUUGGCUCUGCAUCCUCUGUCCCUCCUGACCCCAUCCCAGCUCCUCUCCUGUCCUGUGUGACCCCACCAGCCGAGACAGUGGGUCUGAGACACAGGACAAUCUGCCUGGAGCUCUGGGAUAGGCAGCUGCCUUCUUUCUGCCUGCCCACCUUAUCCAGCAGCACCAGCUGGAGGAGGAGGAGGAGGAGGUUACACGGUCCGGAGCGUGGCACGGUGCUGGACUUAUGAAACAUCCUUGCUCGUGGAUGAACCAAUUAGUGACGAGCUCCCAUACAGUGGUAAGUCGGAGUUGCCUUUUUUCCUCAUGAGCUCACCUGAAAUUCUUGGCAUGUUUUAUUCUGCAUUGACCAGGGCCAACGUGUCAGCACUUCCUGACCUUGGAGAUGGCCUCAGCCAUGCCUGGAAGUGUCCAAGGCCAGGUUGGAUGGGGUUUGGUCUAGUGGAAGGUGUCCCUGCCCAUGGCAGGGGGUUAGAAUGAGAUGAGAUUUAAGGUCCUUUCCAAUCCAAACCAUCCCCUGCCCUUCCUUCCCAGGUCCCCCCUUGGGGCUUCCCUGAAUCCUGGAAGUCCUUGGAGGCAUCACUCCCUCUCCAGGCAUUGCCUGGAAACACUGAAAUUUUAAGCUUUGGAAGCUUGGGAGGGAGGGGACAGAGUGGCUGAGGAGAGGCUGGUGGGACAGUGCUGUCACCUGUCACCCUGUCCCUCAGCUGGCCCCAGCCCCAGUGAAAUUCCAUGUUACCUCUUGUCCGCUCUUUUCCCGCACCUCUUCCGCGGCCAUUGGAGCAAAUGUCACCCCACAAACAAUGUGACCACGUCCUUUUGGGGGAUCAGCCGCCCUGGCCUCGCUGCUUGUCCAUGUGGCAGCUAAACCAGCUGGAGUGCCCAGAUCCAGGCUCAUCUUGGGAUCUUUGCUUCAGUGCUCAGCCCAAAAAUCGUCCUGACGUCUGCAAAGCUGCUCCAUCCCCUCGUGUCAAACGUGUUCCUGAAUCCUCAGCCCUGCUCCAGCUUUCCAAACAUGCCCAGCAGCUAAUGGCCGUUAAACCACAGCCUGCUUUUGCUCUCUGAGCACAAAGAGCAUCUAAAAAUAUCCCUCUGAACGCUUCCCUUGCGCUGCUCCAACACCCGUGAAGAUGCCUGGAGCAGCACCCGGCUUCCAGAAGGAGAGCUCAGGGAGCAGGGUGAUCCCAGCUGGAAACAGGGACGUGUGUCUUCUCCCCUCGAGCAGGAACGUGUGUCUUCUCCCCUCCAGCAGGGACGUGUCUCUGCUCUCUCACCCCGUCCCCAGGCGGGCACUGGGCCGUGCUCCCGGGUGGCUCCAUGUCCCCAGCCGGGCGUUAUCUGGUGGCAGCAGCUGGUGGAGCAGGGACAGGACAGUCGUCAUGGGGAGCACCGUCAGAGCUCUGGGAGCUCCCAGCUCAGCCGUGUUGCUCAGCACGUUGAAAUCCCGCUGAUUUCCUGCAGCAAUGUGGCUGAACUGAGGCCUCAGCGUGCACCGGCCAUCCAGCUUGUAACUGUUCUCACCAGAGUUUUCUCAGAACCCGCCAGAAUCCAUCAAGGUUACUAAGACAUAAACUGUGCUAAAUAAGAAAGAAGAAGCUGAGAAACAGAAUUCCAAGACUGCAAGACCUAAAUAACAGCAGCAAAGCACCUGGACUGUGACCAGUCCCAGAUUCUGAGAGGUGCACGCAGAACACGUGGAAAGACAAAAGCACCGAUAAGAAAUGUGUGACCAGCGUGUGCAGUGGAGUUAGAAUCUAUAAAUUAAUGCAUAAUAGAAACAAUAAACAGCUUCUGCUUAAUCACA